Molecule: messenger RNA, 498 nt
Organism: Rotaria sordida
Lineage: Eukaryota; Metazoa; Rotifera; Eurotatoria; Philodinida; Philodinidae
Source: the annotation of a GenBank genome assembly
AUGCCAACAUUUACUAUGCCAUUUGACGAUUCAAAAUCAGUCAGACGAGUAUGGAUAAGAAUACAAAAAGAAGAAGAUAAUGAUGACUUGUCUUCUACGCAAUUAUUAUCAUCUCAACGUGCUAAACGAACAUGUCCUCGAUGGAUUUAUUGUGCGAAAAGUCGAAUUCCAGGAGCGUCUAUUGCCGUCUUUACAUCUAAAUUAUUAAAACCAAAUACAUUUUUUGGACCAUAUAUUGGAAUUCGACUUCAAUCAUCUCGUAAAGCAGAUAAUAGCACUUAUGUAUGGACAAUUGAAUAUUCAAAUGGUAAAAUUCAUUCAUAUAUUGAUGCUAUUGGUCAAACAAAAUCAAAUUGGUUACGUUAUGUUAAUUGCACUUGUACAGUAAAUCAAGAAAAUCUUAUUCCUAUUCAAUACAAUUCAAAUAUAUUCUAUAAAACCAUACGAAUUAUUCAACCGAAUGAAGAAUUACUUGUCUAUUCUAAGAAUCUAAAAUAA